Porites lobata is the source of this 1191-nucleotide messenger RNA. The record is from the annotation of a GenBank genome assembly. NCBI's taxonomy places the organism in Eukaryota, Metazoa, Cnidaria, Anthozoa, Scleractinia, Poritidae.
AUGAACUCUUCGUCCGCGAUCGGGUCCGUCUUUUCUUGCCCACAGUAUCCCAACUUUGUGUGGGAUCUAACUGACAAAGUCUUCCCCUGGAUAAUGGUCGCAAUCGUAUCUAUCGCAUCUCCCGCUGCGGUCAUUUUGAACAUUUUGGUUAUUGCAGCAGUCAGAUCAAGAAAGGAACUGCAAACAAAUACGAACAUUUUGUUGUCGAGCAUGGCCGUUGCGGACAUUUUGGUAAGUGCGAUAAACAUGCCUUUAUCAGCCAUUGUUGACUUUGUUAUUUCCCGGCAAGUUUUUGAUGAUCGUAUUUGCUCAGUAGACUUGGUUAACGUCUACUUGAUGCACGCUUUAACAACUUGUACCCUAUACCAUUUGAUCCUCAUCGCUUGGGACAGGUACCAGGCAAUACGGAAUUGUUAUGAUUACAAAGCGAAAAUGACAAGACGCCACCUCAAGCAACUCGCCAUAACAACUUGGCUCUUAGCCGCGUUAACACCAAUUCCAGGUAUUGUAGUAACAACCUACGGCAUCAACUACGAUUUUAUCAUUGAGGCUAUCUCUGCAUUUUUCUUAUUAAUUCUAGUCUGUCUAAUCGCUUAUUUUUACUUCAUGAUGUAUCGUGAAGCGCGCAAACGAAGACUGAUUACCCAAGUCACUGCUCUGGUGAAAACAAAACUCGAAAACAGAGUUAUUAUGACAUGCGCAUUGGCUUCAGCAGCUGUUAUUCUUUCCUUUGUUCCCUUGGUUACUGUUGGAUUGUUGGGAGAAUUGUACCCAGGCCUUCGCAAGAGUUCUGUCUUUCGGUCAGCAGAGACACUAGUGCAAAUGAACUCUGUCGUGAAUCCACUAAUUUACUUCUACAGAAACCACCGCUUUAGAAACACCAUUCUCGACAUUUUACCCUUAAGAAAACACCCCGUAACCAGGUCAAAAGUUGCUCCCAUGCAAUACGUCAGAUCAAAGGAUCUUUUUUUAAUGGAAGGUACUCAAAAACAACCAAAUGCUUACGCCCGUCGCCUUUUGUCAAGAUCAGCGUCAUGCGAAUUAGCCAACGUGACAGAAUUAUUUGGUGGAAUGAAGAAAAGACCUGUGUCAUCUCCUUCACUAAUCAGAUCACAUGGCAAUUUUUUUGACAGUCCCCAGCUGCAGAAUCCCUCGUCCAUUUUAACAGUUGUUGCGACCGUCCACCCUCAA